AUGUGUGCUGGUCGAGCCGGACCACGCACACACGCCCGCGCCCAUCUCCUCUGCUCCUCCCCCCGCCCGCCGCCACGAUCCCCGCCGCCGGCAACCACCAUCGCCGCGCCGCCCUCCACCAGCCGUCGCCGCGCCGCCCACGCCUCACCUCACCACGCCGCUGCUCGCAGCCCACAGCGCCGCCCGCCGCCUCACCUCACCGCGCCGCCCCGGCCCCCUCGCCGGCCGCAGCACACCGUGCUGCGCCGCCCCGGCCCCCUCCUCCCGCAGCAGACCGCGCCGGCCCCCUCCUCCCGCAGCCGCGCCGCCCGGGCUUCUCCUCCCCUCACUGCCGGCUCCAUGGGGAGCUCCAAAGGCACCGGUGUGAGCACCCCGACGUGA
Lolium perenne is the source of this 381-nucleotide messenger RNA. The record is from RefSeq and is a predicted model, not a curated record. NCBI's taxonomy places the organism in Eukaryota, Viridiplantae, Streptophyta, Magnoliopsida, Poales, Poaceae.